AUGGAACCUGCAGAGAUAGUCAAGGCCAUAGAGCCUCUCCAGGGAGAGGUCAUCCCAGUCAGAACCAUCCAAGAGACUCAGCCACCUGAGGACUUUGCCGAUGCAUACGUCGCCGAAGUCAACGUUAAAGCUGCCUCAAAGGUGAUCAAGGCUCUCGACUCUGCCAUCCCUCGCGAUGCCUCUCUCCCCAUGGCCCAUCUGCGUCGUUUUGCGAAACGGAUCAUGCUCCCAGAGCAUCUACUCGCAGCCAUUGAAGCCGAUAAAUCAGCUCCUGCGAAUAACGGCCAGACAAUAUUCGUUGUGAUCCCACCUCCAUACCCGGAUGUCGAGACCUUGCAGGGCAUACUGGCUCCGUUCGCACCUCUGCCUCGCCGUCGCAGCUCGGCUACACCCCCCAUGAACUCCUCCCGCCCAUCUUCCCCCUUCUCGAACCCAGGUUCUCCGGAGCCUCAGCCUCCUACUAUUCGCCUCCUCAAGACUCGCAUUCCCAUCUAUCCGCCGUUCAACACAGCCCAAGCUGAAAGAUGGACCCGAAAAAUGUGGCCGGUGGUCUUCAACCCCGCCGCACCCCGCUCUACCGUCGCACCUCCCCCUCAGAUUCUUAGUCGCGCUCUGGAAUCUAUCAAGCCCCGUGCAGGCUUCUAUCUCUCCCUGGCGCGCAAAGUUGCCGAAGAAUCGAGGCAGUCCGGCCGCGGUCGUGGCGUCGGUGCCGUCAUCGUUGACCCCGCCAUCGAGGAGGAACUUGAGAAUAAUGCCUGGCGACAAUGUCGCGAUCCUACCGAGCGAUGGAUGGACGCCGUUCUCUCCGUCGGAGGCGAUGCCCGAUAUGCACGCUCGGAGGCCGGUGCAUCCUCCCAGGCAGACCGACACCCUGGCGUGGCCCCAAACCCAGCGAGCACCAGCUACGAUGCUGAUCUCGAAGGAGGACCGGAUCUCCAUGCCCUGAUGCGCGCAACGGAGCUCGUCGCUCGACGCCGACGUGAAGAUGAUGAACAUCUGGCUCAAUACACCGAAUCGGUCCUCCCCGUCACCGCAACGGACCCGCAGUUAUCCAACGAGCUCAGCCCACUUGAGUCUUUCUUCCUUGACGACGUCUGCGGUCCAUCCUCACCCCCCGAACGUAUGGCUACUCACUUGUCGCCUAGGAAGCGCAAGCAUGAGUGGCCCAACCCGGAGACCACCACCGUGACCUGGCCGGACGUCAACAACGAAACUCUCGAUCCAGCCGACUCAUUCACUACACCCCUCCCAGCUCCCCCGCCCUCCGCUACAGCCGUGGGCGAACCCACCAUUCCAACCCCGACAAUCAAUCACGAAACCUCGCAACAAGAUUCCUCUGGAUCCCCCACUCCACCUCAAAACUCCCGCAUCCGCACCCGCUCCCAGGGUGGAUACCUCUGCACCGACUUGGACAUCUACCUCUCCCACGAGCCAUGUCUGUGCUGCUCAAUGGGAAUGCUCCUCUCGCGCUUCCGCGCGGUGAUCUUCCCCCGCGCCGGCCGUAUGCCCAGCGGCGGCAUCGCCUCGGAGCCGGUUGUCGCACCCACCUCCGUCGAUUCUGACUCCGAAGAUGACUUCUGGGGCACCCACGAGGUGGUUGGGAAAUCCGAGGACCGGCUGUACUAUGGCCUGCACUGGCGCAAGGAGCUGAACUGGCGCGCUCUUGGGUUCGAGUUUGUGGAGCACGAGACUAAGGAGGAUGGCGAGAAGGUUGCUGUAGCUUUUAAUGGGCAUGGCGAGGACGUUGCCUUCCAUGCAUAG
This is a messenger RNA of Penicillium daleae, 1761 nucleotides long. RefSeq names its product putative tRNA-specific adenosine-34 deaminase subunit Tad3. The record is from RefSeq and is a predicted model, not a curated record. Gene Ontology annotation, molecular function: catalytic activity. The transcript has 3 exons. Lineage: Eukaryota; Fungi; Ascomycota; Eurotiomycetes; Eurotiales; Aspergillaceae. Bases 1 to 1761 code for a protein of 586 amino acids.